AUGACUUCAAACGCUGAACUUGUUUGCGUCUACUCAGCCCUUAUUUUGGCCGAUGACGAUAUUGCCAUCACUGGUGAAAAAAUCCAGACUAUCUUGAAAGCCGCCAAUGUAGAAUUCGAACCCUACUGGCCAGGUCUUUUCGCCAAAGCCCUUGAAGGUGUAAAUAUCAAGAACCUCAUCACCAAUAUUGGGUCUGGUGUAGGCGCAGCCCCAGCUGGAGCUCCUGCAGCAGCUGCACCAGCUGCCGCUGUCGCAGCUCCCGCCAAAGAGGAGAAAAAGAAGGAGUCCGAACCUGAAGAAUCUGAUGACGAUAUGGGUCUUGAAAAAAAUAAGUACAAAGUAUCACCGAAUUAUAAAACCGUUAUUAUUGCUUACCUACCGCCAAUUCAUGUUCAACCUUGA
Molecule: messenger RNA, 402 nt
Organism: Psylliodes chrysocephalus
Lineage: Eukaryota; Metazoa; Arthropoda; Insecta; Coleoptera; Chrysomelidae
Source: the annotation of a GenBank genome assembly